This is a messenger RNA of Peromyscus californicus insignis, 3443 nucleotides long. RefSeq names its product cysteinyl leukotriene receptor 1 (gene Cysltr1). Gene Ontology annotation, cellular component: plasma membrane. The record is from RefSeq and is a predicted model, not a curated record. Bases 592 to 1614 code for a protein of 340 amino acids. The transcript has 3 exons. Gene Ontology annotation, molecular function: leukotriene receptor activity. Gene Ontology annotation, biological process: G protein-coupled receptor signaling pathway. Lineage: Eukaryota; Metazoa; Chordata; Mammalia; Rodentia; Cricetidae.
AAGCUGAACAGCACACACUCCUCCUUACUUCCCACCUCAGAGCAGCUGCAUGACUUCCUGAGGCUUCUAUUGCAGUAGCUAGAGAUAAACACUCAUUUAUGCAUAUAACCUGCAAGUCUCCAGUUUCUAUUCUUUCUCCCUUUCUGUUCCCUCCCUUCUCCCACUUUGCACCAGGAAAGCUAAACACUGGCGUGGUUUAAGCAGUUUGAGGACUAAUCAGAAAGAGGAAGAAGAAUCGGUAUAUACUGGCUAGCAAACGUGCCAUGCCCUGACCUCUCUCCUCUUGAAAAGCAGCUUUCCUAAAGAGCAGACGCCCUGUGAAUGGAGUGGACCAUCCAGAGGACCCAGAUUUAUUCUGCAGCUCACUAUCCAGGGCUAGCUCUCCAGGGGACUUACAGUUUGGAUUUUCUGAAGAUUUGGCUCUUGCUUCAGGGAGCAAACUCGACAGGACCUUAAACUGUGAAGCUUGGAAUCAGCAGCUUGGGCGUACUCUGACGGUCCAACGUAAGAACAGUGGCCCCAAUACGAAGGAAACGUUGUGAAGGUACUGCAGUGCCAUAAAGAGGCACCAGGCAAACAUUCCUGGAUAACAUGGAUGGAGCUGAAAACCUGACAGUAUCUUCUGCCAGUAAUAACACAUGCCAUGGCACGAUCGAUGAGUUCCGCAAUCAAGUGUACUCCACAAUGUACUCUAUGAUCUCUGUUGUGGGUUUCUUUGGCAAUAGCUUUGUGCUCUAUGUCCUCAUAAAAACGUAUCAUGAGAAAUCAGCCUUCCAAGUAUACAUGAUUAAUCUAGCCAUAGCAGAUCUACUGUGUGUAUGUACAUUGCCUCUCCGUGUGGUCUAUUAUGUUCACAAAGGCAAGUGGCUCUUUGGUGAUUUUUUGUGCCGCCUCAGCACCUAUGCCUUGUAUGUUAACCUCUAUUGUAGCAUCUUAUUUAUGACAGCCAUGAGCUUUUUCCGGUGUGUUGCAAUUGUUUUUCCAGUCCAGAACAUUAAUUUGGUUACACAGAAAAAGGCCAGGUUUGUGUGUAUUGGAAUUUGGAUUUUUGUGAUUUUGAUUAGUUCUCCAUUUUUAAUGGUUAAAUCGUACCAAGAUGAGAGGAACAAUACUAAAUGCUUUGAGCCUCCACAGGACAAUCAAGCUAAAAAAUCUGUUUUGGUCUUGCACUAUGUGUCAUUAUUCCUUGGCUUCAUCAUCCCUUUUAUCAUCAUAAUUGUCUGUUACACAAUGAUCAUUCUGACCUUACUAAAAAAUUCAAUGAAGAAAAACCUGCCAAGUCGUAGAAAGGCUAUAGGAAUGAUCAUAGUUGUGACAGCUGCCUUUUUAAUUAGCUUCAUGCCGUAUCAUAUUCAACGAACUAUCCACCUUCACUUUUUAAACAGUGAAACUAGACCCUGUGAUUCUGUUCUGAGGAUGCAGAAGUCAGUGGUCAUAACCUUAUCUCUAGCUGCAUCGAAUUGCUGCUUUGACCCUCUCCUAUAUUUCUUUUCAGGCGGAAACUUUAGGAGAAGACUAUCUACAUUUAGAAAGCAUUCUUUGUCCAGUAUGACUUACAUACCCAAGAAGAAAGCUUCCUUGCCAGAGAAAGGAGAAGAAAUAUGUAAAGAAUAAUUCAAACCCAUCUCAAGUGCAGAACAACAAAAAUAAUUUCCCUAACAAGUAUUUUUCUAAAUCACAAUUUUAAAAGUUUUCCAUUAUAACUUAUAAAUUAUUAAAUAUAUCUCAUUUAUAAAUCCUAUCAUUUGAUAUUCUAAUUGUUCAAAAUUCAGUUUAUCACUGUGAACUAACCCAUAGAUUUUUUUUUUACUAUUCCCCAGAAGGUGGAAAAUAUUUGUGGUUCUGAACUAUAAAACUGAAUAUGAAAUCAAGAUUUUUCCUCUUCAAAUAAAAGGGGUUACAAAGGAUAUGAACUAGAAUUUUGAGUCUAGCUUUCAAAUAUAGCUUUAAAAUUAGCAAAUAGUCAUUAGUCAUCCUAACAUAUCCCUUUACAUGCAUGCCAUCCGAUGAGACCUGGAGAUGACCCAGAAGCUACAGAAUUGUACGGUCAGUCUAUUCCUUUGUAGCACUGACUAGUGAGGCAAAGUAGAGCCCUAUCUUCCAGAAGAGAAUGUUCAAGUGCUAGGACAGACCAGUAUUCAGCUAAAUAGGUCUAUAGGCCGCCUGCAGUUUACAAUCUGGAAACUAAAGAAGAUAAGUAUGAUCAAAAGCCAGCUUGUCUCCAAUCCUCUUCUACCCUUGCUUGACUCAAGCCCCCAAUGUUUUUCUUGCUCAUUGAGGUUCCUAUUAGGAAUUCAAUCCCAACCCAAUAUAGUCCUUCCUCAAUGAGUUAGACAACUGGCUUUCCCAUAUAUGAGCAAAAACAAUUAAAAUUCAUCUGAAAGAAGGCUACCUUUCUACAUGAGUUUUAUUGUAAUCAAAAUUUACUAUAUAAGAUACCAGAAGAAAAAUUUGAAUAUCAGUCAUUCUCUUAAGAAGUGCAUUUAUGUAUAUGUAUAUAAAUACAUGUAAUCUAUCUUGUUCUAUGAUACGCAUUUAUAGCUAGUUAAUUAUUAGAUUUAUUGCUGUUUUAUACUUUCUGCUUUUUUAUUAGCACGUUGAAAGUAAUAUCACUUAUUUGCAGUAAUUUUUAUAUUAUAGCGGAAGCUUUGUUCUUAAAACAAACCAUUGGAAACAGCUUGAUUGUGACUAAAAUAUGAUAUUCAUUGGCAAAGUUUUGCUGAAGUUCAUUCUUUUCAUUCUGAGUUUCAAAAGUCACAUUACCUCAGAAGAAAUAAAUGAUAAUAGAGGUGGAAAAAAGGAAAACCGUGAAUGGAGUUCUGUCUGCAUCUGCCACAUGUGAGCUAUUUCUAUUUCACUUCUACUGCUGUGCCCCUUGGGGAAAUAAAAACAAUACAUAAUGAAGAGAGACCUCUAAGGAUUAGAGAUAACUAGAACUCAUUGAUUUCUGUUGAACACAUCUAAAAACUGGCCAUACCCAAAUUGUUUCCUCUUGCUUGAGACAAAUAUCGAAUAUAUUUGUCAUAAGACAUCAGGUCUCAUUUUCUACAUUUCUGCUUUGCAGCAAUAUGCAUAGUGUGGUAGAAGGGUACAACACUGGAAGCCAGGACACCUGCAUGCUAAGCUGGUCUCUAUUAAUAGUUAUGUAACCUUAAGCAAAUCCUAUACACACAGAACUCCAACUUCCUCAGCUGUAGAAUGAGAAUGAUACUUGUUUUGCCUUUGUUGUGGGCCUUUGCAGAAUUCAAAUACAGUUAGAUACGCUAAAAUUUUACCCUAAAAUAUAUAGUAAGAUAUCAUUUUAAAGUAUUUAUAAGAGGCUGUUAAAUGUGCUGAUUCAUAUUUAUUGUAUCAAUUCUCAAUUUUGAAAGAAUUAGAACAAAAUAUGGCUACAGUUAAAUUCUAUUGCAUAUCAAUAAUCAUGUUGCUUAUUCAUUCCUACA